CGGUAUAUUCCGAGGAAUUCAUUUUCCGUCGGAUCGUCCGUCAGAAUACCGCUGUUUUCUUGUAGUGUUUAUAUGGUGGAGUACGAGGAGACAAGUGUGUACAACCCGAGGGAAUGUGAAGGAGAACGAAUGGUUCAUAUGGUGAGCCAGAGACUCGAGAAAGGUGGAAGAAAGGAUAGGUUAAAUGAUACGGUGGAUUGCGUGUGUGUGGUGGAUGAUGUUCUCUUCGCUUUCGUCAGGUGGAAUGGGAUCAUGUGGUUCGAUACAAAGCUCAGUGUGUGGAGAAGAUUGGUGGGUCGUGAUGGGAAGCAACUACCUUUUGUCUUACACGAGACUGCCAUGGCGGAACACGACGGGAGGCUUGUGGUUUUGUGGGACGGCUUGCGGGGUGAAAAUGAAGUUGAUAAUACUUACACCAAGAAUGUUCAGUGUAUGUUGGUCUCACUCGAUAGAUCUGGAGACAGGAUUUGUGGUGUUGGAACUGUUUUUUGGACAAAUGGCUAUGGCCAAUAUUCCGGUAAAUUUUUCGAGCAAUUUGAUUGUCGAAAUGACCGGAUUGUGGAAUCGUAGGAUUCAUUGUUAUGAGCACUAUGGUAUAGUGUAAUCAUAUAUCAAAAACGAAGUUCGUUUGAAUGAGAAAUGAAAGUCUAAAAUAGAUUAUUUGUAAAAUAUCUAUAUUAGAAUUGUGAGGUAAGAAACCUCUUGUGUUUAAAAUGGAGAAGUUAUAACAAAGUUAUAAAAAAACUUUAUAGACACUUUGGUGUAUUAUAAAAAGAGAUAUUUGGGCUGGAUCAAGUUUUGGAAUUAAUCAAAUAAGAUUAAUCUUGUUAGCCCAAAUUCAUUUGCUAAUUAUUUAAAUAAAUAAUACAAGCAUAUUAUCUCUUGGUGUAGAGAAUGAUUCUCACGUUUUUGACCAAGGCUCUUCAUUACUACUUGACUAAAUCUUUGACCAAUGUCAAGUUGAUUUUGUGAAUUUAUUUUCGUAACAUAUGAAAAUCAAUCACCUCUUAAUAGUCAUUAUGAAGGAAUCAAAAACCACCAUCUCCAUUUAGUGCUCGCAGUAGCACACGUUAGACUUUAUAUUCUAUAUAAAGGUCAUGCUCUUCUCAUUCUCAAGAUAUACAUCCAAUACAAACAAAACCACUUUCUCCUACUUCUUUUUGUUUUGUGUCUGAGAGUAUAACAUAGAAAUAGGUUCGACAGGCUUUGGUUCUCAAGUGCUGUGAGACUGAAGAUAUAGACAGUUGUAUCCUGGGAUUCUUAAACGUAUCAAACCGGCACACUACGGGCGUUUAAAGGAUUAAGGAAAGAGAUCUAAUCUCGACUCUGCUUCAACCUAGUUCUUUUCCAACUACGGUAUUAUUUUGUUGUAUUUUUAUUUAUGUUAUUUGUAAAUUUUUUGCUUUACAUAUCAAAUUUGCCUAUCUAGUAAAUUUGGUGCCUACAUGUGGGACGGUCGAUUGGUCUGGUAUUGCGGCUACUGUCCCAUAUUCGUUUCGUUUUCUGCAUUGUUUAGCUGUUUCUGAUUGAUUGAUCAUAGUAUGUGUUCUUGAGAGCAAAGUGUUUGGUAAUUAGAAAGGAUUAACCAAAGUAAGAAAUGAACAUGUUUUAAAGUUUGUGCAAUGAAAUAAUAUGUUUUGUAAAACUGCUGCUUGCUUGUAAGAACCAUCACUGGACGGAUCUUCUAUCAGAUUUAAGCUCCUUUUUUUUGUGGGUUUCCGCUGCCCAUUCGCCAAAACUGGGUGAAGAAACCAACUUCCUUCAUUAUAUUUCUUCUCCCUUGUGUUUUGUGGAAUGAAGAAGGGAAUCUAUUAAGGGAUAUGUAUCCCACAUUGGAAAAUCAAUGGGACAUUAAAUAAUAUAUAAAGGGUUAGGACCAAUCCACUCAUUACCAAUUGGUUUUAAGUUGGAAAGCCCAUAAUUAACUCGAAUCUAACAUGGUAUCAGAGUCCAGAUCCUAAUAAGUUCAAUACAUAUUUAAUAUUAACCCUACCCGACCGAGUAUAACUGUAUUAAAAAGUUUCUGAGAUUUCUGACCGAUAAGAGCCAUCAUCUCGAGAAGAGGUAUUAAGGGAUAUGUAUCCCACAUUGAAAAAUCAUUUCGAAAAAAGAUAUUAAGGGAUAUGUAUCCCACAUUAGAAAAUCAAUGGGACAUUAAGUAAUAUAUAAAGGGUUAGGGCCAAUCCACUAAUUGCCAAUUGGUUUUGAGUUGAAAGCUCAUAAUAAACCUGAAUCUAACAUGGUAUCAGAGCCAGGUUGAGGGAGGGUAUUGGGAUAUCUACAAGAUCAAUCCAAUCCAAGUGGUCAAUAUUAAGAUAUACAUCAAUUUGUCAGAAUCCAUCACACAGUGGUAUUGUCUUUGACAGCUUCUUGUUGCUU
This is a messenger RNA of Brassica napus (rape), 2379 nucleotides long. RefSeq names its product putative F-box/kelch-repeat protein At2g41360. The coding region runs from base 73 to 570 and encodes 165 amino acids. Gene Ontology annotation, molecular function: protein binding. NCBI's taxonomy places the organism in Eukaryota, Viridiplantae, Streptophyta, Magnoliopsida, Brassicales, Brassicaceae. The record is from RefSeq and is a predicted model, not a curated record. The transcript has a single exon.